AUGAAUUCAUUUCCAUUGAAUGACGAACACAUUGAUGGACCUGCCCCUGUUACUAAUGAUGUUGUCAUGGCUGAAAUAAAUCAUGCUUUUGAUAUUCAAGAUAGGCUAGAGCUGGAUGCUAUUGAUAAACCAACAAAUAAACAUCAACGAAGGUUCACCUCAAAAAUGAAUUCAUUUCCAUUGAAUGACGAACACAUUGAUGGACCUGCCCCUGUUACUAAUGAUGUUGUCAUGGCUGAAAUAAAUCAUGCUUUUGAUAUUCAAGAUAGGCUAGAGCUGGAUGCUAUUGAUAAACCAACAAAUAAACAUCAACGAAGGUUCACCUCAAAAAUGAAUUCAUUUCCAUUGAAUGACGAACACAUUGAUGGACCUGCCCCUGUUACUAAUGAUGUUGUCAUGGCUGAAAUAAAUCAUGCUUUUGAUAUUCAAGAUAGGCUAGAGCUGGAUGCUAUUGAUAAACCAACAAAUAAACAUCAACGAAGGUUCACCUCAAAAGUAUGGAGAAACUAUACUUUUCUUAAAGAACCAAGUCCAGAAGGAUUGCUGAGAUACGAAUGCAAGAAAUGUAAGCAAGUUUAUAAUGUUGAUAGUAAGCACAGCACUGAAAAUUUCAAGUGA
Molecule: messenger RNA, 618 nt
Organism: Ilex paraguariensis (yerba mate)
Lineage: Eukaryota; Viridiplantae; Streptophyta; Magnoliopsida; Aquifoliales; Aquifoliaceae
Source: the annotation of a GenBank genome assembly